Molecule: messenger RNA, 372 nt
Organism: Loa loa (African eye worm)
Lineage: Eukaryota; Metazoa; Nematoda; Chromadorea; Rhabditida; Onchocercidae
Exons: 3
Coding region: 1-372 (123 amino acids)
Biological process (GO): protein quality control for misfolded or incompletely synthesized proteins; positive regulation of proteolysis; proteasome-mediated ubiquitin-dependent protein catabolic process
Cellular component (GO): cytoplasm; Z disc
Molecular function (GO): ubiquitin protein ligase activity; protein-folding chaperone binding
Source: RefSeq, a predicted model, not a curated record
AUGGAGGCGCAAUCGUCCAAGGAUAAACUGAACAAUUUGUUUGCACAGGUAGAUGAAAAAAGGCGAAAAAGAGAGGUCCCUGAUUAUUUGUGUGGCAAAAUCAGUUUCGAAAUGUUACGUGACCCUGUGAUAACUCCGAGCGGUAUAACAUAUGAUCGUGCAGAUAUUAAGGAACAUUUGCAACGAGUUGGUCAUUUUGAUCCAGUUACUCGAGCGCCACUUACUGCUGAUCAACUUAUACCUAAUCUUGCUAUGAAGGAGGUUGAUACAAAAGUAGUAUCUUCGUACCUCAAAAUUACCUUUGUGACUAGACUCAAAUAUGUCCUUACUAGUCAGUUGACGACUAUAGUCAAAGAUCGAGAAAUUGUUUAG